GGGGUCGAAUGUCGGAUGUGUCCUACUCUACAACGGAUAACAUCACCAUCACCUACCUACUAUAAUACGUUCAAAUUUGUAGAAUCAUCGAAUUGAACCUAAGAACUUUCGCAAUGGCUGGGCACGUAAAUAUGAUGGACGACUGUCUGAUAUCAAACUUACCGCCAGCUACUCUGAGAUCGGCUCUCCGCCUCCUCGUCUCACAGGGUUCUAGCACACAACGACCCUUCGUUGAACAUAUUCGCACCAAAUUCUUUGAAAGCCCGCCUAAAUUCGAGCCUCCAGAGAGAUUGUUCUCCGAUGAUGAUGUUGUUACCUCUGAGUGUUUGGCAUACCUCGCGCAGACAAGAUGCAUCUUCUCGUGCAAGCUAGCCCAGGAAUCACUCCCAUACCUAGACCAUUUCAUGAAAGCCAUACCGCAAUCCGGCGUUAAAUGGACAGAAACAAGCGCGCUAUGCCAAACGCUCCAAAACUUCGACGGCGACAUCGUCCAAGCCGUCCAAGCCCUCAAAGAGUCGCGUCCGGAAGCGACUCCAGAACUACUAACCUUGCUGCAAAACCUGGUAACCAGCAUAGAAGACUGUCGCAACUACUGCCAUGGCCCCAGCCCACUACCCUUCACAUUCACGCGCGCCCUCCGACAGCUCCGCGACGUGAUACAGAUCCUAUUCCCCUCCCAUCCGGGCCCGGAGACCGCGCGGGAAUCGGAAGGGCUAGCCGUGGUCGUCGACGCGAGUAAAGUGGAGACGUUCGAACUGGGUCCGUUUCGCGUGCCGAGGCUGUUCAAUGGCUUGUGGCAGAUGUCGUCGCCGUCGUGGGGGGCUGCGGGUGGGAGGGCGCAGGAGAAGGCGCUGGUGGAUGCGGUUGCGUGCGGGUUGACGGCGGCGGAUAUGGCGGAUCAUUAUGGCGAUGCGGAGUUGAUAUUUGGCGAUUUUAGGAUAUCGUUGGUUCCUGGAGUCCGGGAUACGGUGUUUGCUGCGACGAAAUGGUGCGUCUUCUCGCCGAUUUCAACGCCAAUAACCACGUUGCUCGUACUCGACGCAGUGCGUGAACGAUGUCGACGUCUAAGGGGACGAGUCGAGCUCCUCCAAUUCCACUGGCAAGACUACGAAUCCAAACAAUACCUAGAUAUCCUCGUCGAACUUAUCCGCAUCACGAAAUCGCAUCCGGAGCUUGUGUCCACGAUCGGGCUCUGCAACUUCGACUCCGAACAUACGGAGGAAUGUUGCGAGUAUCUUCUCGCUAAGACUGGAGAGGUCGGAAUUGUGUCGAACCAGGUACAGUUCUCGCUUGUCGACUCGCGCCCACUGCACAAGAUGGUGCACGUAUGUGAGAAGUACGGAUUGAAACUGCUCACAUACGGAUCAUUCUGCGGAGGCUUCCUCUCCUCGCAAUGGCUCGGCCAGCCCGCACCGGAAGUAUAUCUCGAAUCGAACCAGCUCACGCCUUCGCAGCGCAAGUACUUCGACAUGAUCCAAACCUGGGGCCCCUGGCCGCUCUUCCAAGCCCUGCUCACCAUUCUCUCCACCAUCGCCUCCAAACACAACGUCAGCAUCUCGAACAUCGCCACGAGAUGGGUACUACAAAAACCGAGCGUCGGCGCCGUGAUAGUCGGGACACGAUUAGGCGUCUCAACCCACGUAUCCGAGAACGAGCGAGUAUUCGAGUUUACGCUCGACGAGGCCGACGUAUCCGCCAUCGACGCCGUGGCGCUAGGGGUCCGGGGGGAAAGGAGUCUGGCGCUUUACGAGAGGCUGGGGGAUUGUGGGGGGGAGUAUCGGGGGGUGCAUUAGUGAUCUACGUGCGUAUUGUGAGACAUUGUCGAGGAUUAAGAGAUACCUAGGGGUGUACCUAGAUAAGCAGAUAGGUACCUAUUGUAACAAAAACCAGGUAUCGUCAGAACAGUUACAAUUUCAGGGCUCAAU
Molecule: messenger RNA, 1925 nt
Organism: Annulohypoxylon maeteangense
Lineage: Eukaryota; Fungi; Ascomycota; Sordariomycetes; Xylariales; Hypoxylaceae
Product: aldo/keto reductase
Exons: 12
Coding region: 114-1793 (559 amino acids)
Source: RefSeq, a predicted model, not a curated record